Molecule: messenger RNA, 4863 nt
Organism: Apodemus sylvaticus (European woodmouse)
Lineage: Eukaryota; Metazoa; Chordata; Mammalia; Rodentia; Muridae
Product: zinc finger protein 717-like
Exons: 6
Coding region: 646-2370 (574 amino acids)
Biological process (GO): negative regulation of transcription by RNA polymerase II
Cellular component (GO): nucleus
Molecular function (GO): DNA-binding transcription repressor activity, RNA polymerase II-specific; DNA-binding transcription activator activity, RNA polymerase II-specific; RNA polymerase II cis-regulatory region sequence-specific DNA binding
Source: RefSeq, a predicted model, not a curated record
GUCCUCCCCCACAGGUUCAGGUAAACAGCUCUGACGUUUGGCUGAUGGGCAUCUCUGUUCUGAGCUCUCUUGGCAACUUCUGCAUAGAAAGUCGCAUCCUGGCUCUGUGCUGACGCCUUUGUCCAGGCUACGAGUUUCGUGCAAGGUUUCUGAAGGCGGGUUGGAAAAACGAAAAGAGGAGAGUGGUCGCAGAAUCUUUGGAAGCGGGACCAUGCCCUCUACCUCAGUGGAAUCAGAAACAGCUAAUUACACAGUGUUUUGAAUGAGAAUCUAGGACCAAGCCAUGGAUAUCCCCUCACUCCCAUGACUCUAUACGAUUCUCCUCUCAAGUGUAUCCCUGUAUCCUCUUCGUGUUUCCAAAGGCAAAACCAAAACCAAGCAACUUACAAACAUCAUGAAUCACUAUGUGGUAAAGCCGGGCAGUGGUGGCGCACGCCAGUAAUCCCAGCACUCUGGGAGGCAGAGGCAGGCGGAUUUCUGAGUUCGAGGCCAGCCUGGUCUACAGAGUGAGUUCCAGGACAGCCAGGGCUACACAGAGAAACCCUGUCUCGGAAAAAAAAAUAUUAUCAGGAGUUGGUGUCAUUUGAGGAUGUCACUGUCACGUUCACGUGGGAGGAGUGGCAAAAUCUCAACAAUGCUCAGAAGAUGCUGUACAGGAGUGUGAUGCUGGAGACGUAUAGUAGCUGGCUCUCACUGGGGCAAUGCAUCCCUAAACCUGAGUUGAUCUUCAAAUUGGAACAGGGAGAGGAGCCAUGGACAGCAGAAGAACCUGCAAACAAGACUCUGCCAGUCUUCUGCAGUGUGGAUGGCAUAAUUGAGACUAACCAGAAGAGUCGAGAGAGACAUUUGUGGCAAGUUACUUCCAACAGCCCAAAUAAAGCAACUGAGGAAGCAGAGGGAUUAGAAAACACUUUUUAUUUAUACUCCAUGAAUAUUUCAAGUUUUGUUGUAAGUAAUAGAAACUGUUCAGGAGUGAAGCCUGAGGAGUUGAAUGGAUAUCUGAAUACACAUCUCUCUUUGGAGCCUCAUGGAUUGUGUGCUGGAGAGCAAUAUAAUGGCUGUUGUGUAGCAGGGAAAUACAUCAGAUGUCCUGUGCAGUUGGGUCAGCAUUCCAAGAUUCUAACUGGACAGCAGGAAUUUGAAUAUAUUGGCGAAGGGAAAGAUACAAAGGAGGGAAAACUAUUGAAAAAAGUUACUCCAUCUAAGAGACUUCAAAUGGGACUGACUUCUUGUAAGCAUAAUGAGUGUGAGCAAGUUUCUGUUCAGUCAGAUGUCAUGGCUAAGAUAGGGAAGGCAACUUUCAGUAAGAAGUGUAACCUCACUAAACACCAAGCAACAGACUCAGUGAGAAAAUCUUGUAAAUACCUUGAAAGUAGGAAAACCUUUACCAGUGAAUUAGACCUUAUAGUAUAUCAGAGGACACAUAACCAGAAAAAAGACCAUGUAUGUAUCCAGUGUGAGAAACCUUUUAGCACUAAAUCUUCCCUUACUGUUCAUCAGAGAAUUCACACAGGAGAAAAGCCCUAUGGAUGUAGUGAAUGUUAUAAAACCUUCAGACAAAAGUCAGCUCUCAUUGUACAUGAGAGAACUCACACCGGAGAGAAACCCUUUGAAUGCUAUGAGUGUGGUAAAGCCUUCCAACAUAAGUGGUACCUCAAAACACACCAGAGAACUCAUACUGGGGAGAAACCAUAUGAGUGUAAAGAAUGUGGAAGAGCCUUUAUAAAGAAGUCAUACCUCAGAAUGCAUCAGGGAACUCACAAGAGUGAUAAACCGUAUGAGUGUGAGAAAUGUGGGAAAACCUUCCAUAACAGGUCAUACUUCAACGUGCAUCAUAGAACUCACAGUGGCGAGAAGCCCUAUGUGUGCAGUGAGUGUGGAAAAGCCUUUUACCAGAAGUCAGACCUCAGGAGGCAUCAGAGGAUCCACAACAGUGAGAAAUUACAUAAAUGUAAAGAAUGUGGAAAAGCCUUUCAAAAUAAGUCAUACCUCAAAACUCACCAGAAGGUUCACACAGGUGAGAAACCAUAUGAUUGUAAAGAGUGUGGGAAAGCAUUUCAAAACAAGUCAUAUCUCAACAAGCACCAGAUAAUUCACACAGGUGAAAAACCCUAUGAAUGUAAUAAAUGUGGGAAAACGUUUCAGUGGAAGUUAGUCCUCAGUAAGCAUCACAGAAUCCACACAGGUGAAAAGCCCUAUGAAUGCAUUCAGUGUGGAAAAAUGUUUGGCUACAAAUCAUCCCUCAUUGUACAUGAGUUGAUUCAUUCUGGGGAGAAACCUUAUGAAUGUAAUGUGUGUAGAAAAACCUUUUCACAGAAAUCAAACCUAAGCAGGCAUCAGAGAACUCACCGACAUGGGGAGCUAUGUUAGGAAUGGACGUGGAUGUGGUCCAUGUUCUGCCUCUCGUGUGGAGGUGUGCAGCAGCCCAUACACUGGCUUGCAGAAGACAAGGUGAAGUCAAGGACAGGGGUUUGCAGUCUGUGUUCCUCUUGGGGUGUCAGACAUUGCUGCAUGUCAGGCUUGAAGGGUCAAAAUAGUGCAGGAGAGGAAGGAACUUAGUCUGGUUUGGAGCUAGUGACAGAGGGGCAGAGGAGAGAGGUCUUCUUCAGGAGUUUUAGUUAUGGCUCCUGUUAGGUGAAGACCUUCCCUGAGGUGAUCAUUAAUGAAGAAGCUCUCUGAGAUGAUCUUAGCUUGUUUGUAUUGCUUUACUGGGGGUGGAUGUGAGCACAUAGGCUUUAUUCUGGGUAAAUGAGGGAUUAUGUAAUAUUGGGGGAUAAUGUGAGAAUAUCCAGGAAGGGAAGGUCAUUGGCUGAAGGCUAAGGUUAUUGAGAUGCCUCAUUAGUAUGGCUAGGCGGUCCAGGUGCUGUGCUAUGUGGCAAGUACCAAUCCCUAACAAGAUGAUACUCUUAUGUUUGCAGACAGGAGCAAAUUGUCCUCUGAGAGGUUCCACUGAGCAACUGACUCAGAGACAGACACCCAUAGUCAAACAGUGGAUGGAGCUUGGGGACUCUUAUAGAAGAGGAGAAAUGAUUAUGGGGACAAAAGGGGAUAGGAACUCCACAGGAAGACUAACAGAGUCAACUAAUCUGGACCCUUGGGGUCCUCAGAGUCUGAACCAUCAACCAAAGAACAUACACAGGCUGGACCUAGGCCUCCCCGCCAUAUGUAGCAGAUGAGCAGCUUGGUCUUCAUGUGGGUCCUGGAUACCUGGAGCAGGGGCUAUCCCAAAACCUGUUGCCUGUACUCGGGAUAUGUUCUCCUAACUGGACUGCCUUGUCUGGCCUCAGUGGGAGAGGAAGUGCCUAGUUGUGCGGAGACUUGAAGUGCCAGGGUUUGGGGAGGUAUACCCAGGGGUCUCCCACCCACUCAGAGGAGAACAGGAUGAGGUGAUGGAGGAAGGAUUGUGGGAGGAGGUGACCUGGAGGGGGAUGGUGAGUGGGAUGUAAAGUGUAUAAGUUAAAAAAAUUAAAAACCAACACCAACAAAAGAAACCAAUCUUUGACAUACAUCACAAAAUGUAUACAAAGAAAUAAUACUGGGUAGUAGAGUAAUUAUGUGUACUCCAGAGACUAUUUUCUUAUCUCUGGAAAUAGGUUGCAACUUUCAGCUUUUGCUUGUGACCAUCACAAAUUAAAUGCGCUCUGCUGGGAGAGUCUGAACACAAGUGGUGAGUAGUACUAGACUCCGCAGCCUGAAAAAUAGCAGGUAGUGGUUUUCAGUUUCUUUGUCAUGUCAGAGUGAGGUGCUCAUGACCCUAAGGACAUCUUCAUAAAAGAUGGUAGGAGAAAGUUCCUGCAAGUUAAGAAUUGUUUGGGGUUUUUUGUUUUUUGUUUUUUUGAUUUUUUUUUUUUUUGGAUUUGUUUUUUUCUGAGACAAGGUUUCUCUGUAUAGCCCUGGCUGUCCUGGAGCUCACUCUGUAGAUCAGGCUGGGCUUGAACUCAGAAAACUCCCAGCCUCCCAGAGUGCUGGGAUUACAGUCGUGCACUACCACUGCCCGGCUAAGAAUUGUUUGAUGAAAACAGGUCUUUAACCUUUAUCUUUGUGCCAUGUAUCUGGUGCAUUAGUGAGAAAUAAAUGUGUAAUGUUUAGUCUUCCCAACUGUGAUUUGUUUUCAUUAUAUUACCAAGAGCUCAUUAUUGGUAAUUCAUUUUAUGAAUACAGAGAAUCUUUCAGAUUUGAGUGAUUAGCCCUUUAUCAGCACAUUCAUACAGAAGAGAAGACUCCCUUGAUUCCCAGGUUAAUUGUAGAAAAAUCAAAUGUGGGAAAAACCACAAGGAAUCAUUUUGGGGAAUGCCUUUUAUCAUGUGAAUGUAUCUCAUUGAAAAAAAGGUAGAUGCCAAAUGUUUUUUAUAGUAUUUCCAGUUUUAUACAAAAUUAUAAUACAUAGAGACAUACCAACUCAUGCAUUAUACAUAUGAAUACAGGCAAUGUUAAAUAGCACUUUAACAACAAAUAUUUGAGUAUUUAUUAGACAUAAACCCAUGGGCUGAUAGUAGUCUGUGGGGAUCUGUGAUGGCAUUUUCUUUUUUAGGUUGAAAAAUCCAAGAUCAGGUAGUUUCAUCAUUUUAGCUUCUUCUGUGGGUCUUCUUGGCUGUUUUACAACACAUUAGAGGGUCAGAAGUGGACCAAGCUAAGUGCAGAAAGACAAAAACAUGCUCUGUGCUGCAUUAAAAAUAAUACAAAGACUGGAGAGAUGGCUUAGUGGUUAAGAGCACUGACUGCUCUUCCAGAGAUCCUGAGUUCCACAGCAACUACAUGGUAGCUCACAAUCAUCUGUAAUGAGAUUGGAUGCCCUCUUCUGGUGUGUCUGAAGACAGUUAUCGUGUACUUAUAUAAAAUAAAUAAAUUUAAAACAAAUACAAA